Messenger RNA from Musa acuminata subsp. malaccensis (wild Malaysian banana), 1224 nucleotides. Lineage: Eukaryota; Viridiplantae; Streptophyta; Magnoliopsida; Zingiberales; Musaceae. The record is from RefSeq and is a predicted model, not a curated record.
UUGUUCAAGGCAAAAAGACAAAAAAAGCAGCACAAGUAAAUGAGUCAGAGAGGUAGAUAGGAUAUGUAAAUGAUGGCUGAUCCUCCUCCACAAGUCAUCCUAUAUAAACACUCACAUGUUCCUUUGCACACAGAAGAAGACAAGGAGAAGGAUGGGCAGGUCUCAAUGCUGUGAUAAGGUUGGCAUCAAGAGAGGUCCAUGGACGCAGGAAGAAGACACCGUACUGGUAUCCUACAUACAGAAGCAUGGUCCUGGGAAUUGGAGAUCAGUGCCUGCUAACACCGGUGAAAAGUUUGAUGAGAUGCAGUAAGAGCUGCAGAUUAAGAUGGACCAACUACCUCAGACCAGGAAUCAAGCGUGGCAACUUCACUAAGAGCGAAGAGGGAUUGAUCGUUCAUCUCCAAUCUUUGUUAGGCAACAAGUGGGCAGCCAUAGCUUCUUACCUUCCUCAGAGAACAGAUAAUGACAUCAAGAACUACUGGAACACCCACCUGAAGAAGAAGAUCGAGAAGCAUCAACUCGCAACCACUGGCUGCACCACUUCAUCUGAUUCAAACAACGGAUGCCCUGAGAUCAUGACAUCAAGAUGCCACAACAACAAUGCAAGUGGGAAUUCUUGUCACUCUAAUCUCCCUUCAUCCGAUCUAAGCUCCUCAUCAUAUGCUUCGAGCACACACAACAUCUCGAGGCUUCUCCAAGGAUGGACGAGGUGCUCUCCAAAGGUUAAACCUACUGCUCCAGAUCAAGAUCUAACGUGCCAUGGGAUCCAAAUGAAGGUUGAUCAGGAGAGCUGUCAUCCUCUCUUCAACGAAGAGCUUAAACAGCUGCUCCCUGCUUGGGAGGAACCAUCAGCAGAAGCCUCAUUUUAUGGGUCUCAGUCUACCCCAGCUUGUGCUGACGGAAAGAAAAGAUUCGACGCUCAAAACCCUCCCUUGGCAGCGCUGGAGAAUUGGCUUCUUGAUGAAGCUGCAAGGCAGGUAGAUCUCUCAGUGGGGUAUAUUGAUUCCAUCAGCCAUGCCUUCAUCUGACAAUCCACUGGUCAUGCAACUGAUACAAAAUACAUUAAUGAGGGUCAAAAAGUGUUUUCUACUUGGUGUAUGUGCUAAGCUAAUGUGCAGCUUUGGUUCUUGCCUCAAAUGUAACAUAGUGAAUGAAUUUUCUGUAUGAUCUCAGAUAUAAUAUGAAGACUGAACUCAGAUGCAUCAACAUGUGUCAUUUUCUCAA